AGUGAAUGCCAAGCAUUUGAUACGAUGAGUUCGGCAAUAUAAAAUUCGAAUGUUUCACCAAAAACUCAGCCAGUUUUCGACCGUAAUCGUUCGGAACAGCAAGUCUGCCUAGGCGUCUGUCUGUCUUAUUGCAUCCGUUGUUGUAUAUUUCAAAAUUUGCGAUCGCAUUAUGAUGCUGAUAUCCAUGUGUGAGCUUUAGCUUUGUAUUGUAAAACAUUUACCGUGAACAACAAAACAACAAACCAAACCGUGUGCUCCGAGCAUCGACUGCAAAUUAAAUUCGAUAUUCGUUGCUACCCAUCGACCGAUACAAUUUACGGUAUAAAUCGAAUCCAAUCGAAAAUCAAAUACACAUAAAACAGUGAUUGUUGCUGAUUUUGUGCGAUUUUAGAUAUUGUCAAUAAUUGUGAGUUGCUAGUGGCUUUAUCCUUUAUAGGUUCAUUGGCUUCAUAUUUACGGACACGGUACAAGCGCAAGUAAAAUAGUUGAAGAUAAUACUGCAUUGUUUUCGUUUUAUUUUUCGUCUGGUAUUUGAACAACAACAAAAACGAGAAAAAUUUAACGAAAAAACGAAAAUAAAUAAAUGAAAAUAAAGAAGAGGCAGAGCAAAAAAUAAAGCAGAAAGAAGAAAAAGAAGCAACAAAAAACCAAAUCGAUAAGGAAAACACGCCAUUGCUGUGUGCGCUUUUUGUUUUUUCAUUCUAAAUAAAAUAUUAUUUGUUUGCACGGAACAGUACUUGUUUGAAAAUAUUCGGGUCGAAAUACAGGGAGUGAACGCAAAAUUUCUUGGCAUUAGUUUUACCAGACAGGACUAUUUGCUACAUAUAGUUGGAUUGUUGUGGCCGCUGAGUUUUGUACUCGCUCUCCGAUCCGAUUUUCUCUCACUUGUAUGUAAUUCAAAGUGAUAUAGUGCGGUGAACUCAAAACCGACAGGUUUGAACACAUUACAUUUGCACGAGAGUUCCAAAUGAGUGAUGACGAAAUUAUUCGUUUUGGUUUGAUGGAUUCUAUAACAACUAAAUCUUGAAAUUUAUCGAAAUAAACCUCAGCUUUUGGGAUGCUAGUGGUUCGAAGGUUCUUACACACAUACACACACACACACAGAGAGAGAGAGAGAAGAACAGAAAGAGUGAAUGUGCACUAUUUCAACUUCGGUAAAAACCGCAUAACCCAAACUCCUCGAAAUUAGCUCAGCUUGGCUGAAUCGGCACAUGGUCCCCAAAAAGUAUCCCAAGUGUAAUGUACACAUACACAGACAUACUUAAAACACACACACUAAACUAACCAACCAAAUGAGCCAACGAACGAAUGAAUGAUUAUUUAGCAAAGUGCCUACGGACAGGCCAAAAUAUAAGUGUAUCUACAUCUUAAUGAAGAAAUCCAUACCCGCACGCAUUCAAACACCGGAGCACCAGCAACAGUAGUAAUAAUACACAAAAUUACAAAAUACACCAUUCCAAGAGCAGCAACGGCAACGGCAACGGCAACGGCAACGGCAACGGCAACGGCAACGGCAACGGCAACGGCAACGGCGGCAGCAGCAGCAGUACCAAAAACUUCAGCAUAAUAAUUUGAUGGUUGCAUUCAAAAUUGAAUCAUGGCACAUAAGUUAUAUUAGUUUUUGCGUGCGAGCAUUUUAUUAACAUGGGAUUAAUAUAAUCAAUUACAUAUGGUUGCGCGUAAUAAAAACGUUGUUGUUGUUCAUGCUGAAAGCAGCCAUCGCAUGAUGAUGAUGAUAAAUGUGUAACAGAUGUGUAUUUCAAAAAGGAUAGACACAACAGCUAAAAGAGUAUCCAUUCACAUUAGCUAAUAGGGUAAUCGAGGAACGAAUUGAAGGUGAAGAAAAUAUACAUCAAGCGAAGCACAAACAUUAUACCAAAUCAUAAGCCACUACACCGAAAAGUCAAUGAAUAACCCAAAGACAUUGUUUGUAAAAUUCAUAAUCGUGUCAAAGCAUUAAAUCAAAUUCACCGAUCCCUGUGAAUACAUUUCGAUGAGCUUUCGAGCCUCGAAUAAAAGUGGCGGAAGAAAAAGAAACUAUACAUCUGCAACGAAGUAAAUUCUAUCGUACUGUGUGAAAUCAUUUAUGUGCAACUGUGUUGUUUAACGCGAACAGAGAUUCCGCUUUCUCUAUCUAGUUUUUUUCAUUAUUUCACUCUGAACAGCGGUUCAAAAUUGUGUUGUAACUCAGUCUCUUGGUAAAACCACCGACAUCCACAUACUUUACAGCAUCUCAAUUUCGAGUGUGUUUACAUGUAUAUCGUCGAACCGUAGCAUCAUCUAUCUUGGCGUAACGAGAAAGCGUUAGACACAUUUUUUUUGCGCUGUAAAUACAUUUAGAACGUGUGGAAUUUUGCGUGUGCGGUAUAUCUGUGCUUAGAACUAUUUCCGGCGUUUUUUAAAUUUUUCACAUAGCAUGCAAAUGCCAACACAAGCGGAUUCCAUGUGAAUCGUUUUUCUUUGAUCUGAGAACGACGACGACGGUUGUGUCAACGAAAACUACAAUUGAAAACUGAUAACUCGGUGUAGAAUUCAAACCAAAGACGACGGCAAGUACGUCGACGACGACGGCGACGAUAGCACCAAGAACAAAGGCAGCAACAGUAACAAUAGCAGUGUAGAGCAUAACCACUCAUUAAAACGCGUUGCCCUUAAUGAAUACCAAUUUCGGGUUUCAUCCAAAAAAAUAAAUUUCGUCUUCAGUUUUAUGUUAGAUAAAAGCAAAAGCGAUUUCGUAGAAGAUGUGGAUUUCAACUCUGCUUGGAUUAUGUCUGAGUGGUUUACUAAGUAUAGCUGCGUAUUCAAUAAAAGACAAUCAGGAAACAAUUCCAAACAUGAAAUUCGCAAAUUGUUUUGUGGGGAAUUCAACAUAUCUGCAUGGAGAAACUUUCAAAAUUGAUUGUAAAACGCAGUGCAUAUGCGAGAAUGGACAUCAUGCGUGUUCCAACUUGUGUCCAAAAGAGAAUUUGCCACCACCGGAAGACACAGCAGUUUGCCAUUCACCCCGUUUAGUUGAUGUGCCUGGUCAUUGUUGUAAAGUGUGGUUGUGUGAAACACCAUCUGCAGACGUGAAUGCGACAUGUCAGAAUAUUUCGGCUAGCCCAUGGACAUCGUGUUCGGAAAGUUGUGGAAUUGGCGUUUCAACACGAAAUGUUGAGACAGCAGUUGGUUGCAAAAAGCUCAGUCCGAUUCGUUUAUGCCAGAGUCGACGUUGUCAAAAUAUCAUGAACAAUACAUUUAUUAAAAAUGACUUUGAGAAAACCGAUCACACGAAUAAUAAUGCUCUUGUUCUACAUAAACACCGCGUUCGGAAAGGACACGAAUGCCGAAAUAUGCAGCGUAUUGGACCCUCCAGAAUUCGUCUCGGGCCGUGUGUUUCACGGAAACUGUAUCGACCGAAAAUUUGUGGUCAUUGCCAAAACAAUAAUAAAUGCUGUGUGCCUUUGGUGUCUACUACCAUACAAGUGGAAAUGCUGUGCCCGUUGAAUACAGGAGAUCCAUUCAAUUUUAUUGAAACAAAGUACGAUUUGUGGGACCACAACUCCAUCGAUCCAAUCGACCAGGAGCUCUUACAAUCACGACAAAUACAAAUAGAAAAUCGAUUUAUCGCCGUACAAUGGGUGCUGAAGUGCGAUUGCAGCUUACAAGGUGAUUCGUGCCAAGAUAACAACGUCACUAAUUCGGACAUUAAGGAACUACUGAGUCGAGUGCAUCGAACAUAAAAGCUUAAGCCAGGCAAGAGAAACAACGGAAAAAGUGGCGUCAAACUUUAAAUCGUGAAGGUUUCAAGUAAAGAAAAAGUAAAAAAGAAGAAGAAGAUGAAGAAAACGAUAGAAAAAAAAGUUGUUAAGCUUCGAAUGUUACAGCAACUUUCAAUGAUUUAUGGUCAUUUGUCUAUAAAGGCAAACGGUUGCUUUCGCUGAAUUUACUUUAUGAGCGAAACUUAGGCGUUUCUUUUGGCGUUGGUUUUUUUUUUUUGGUCAUAGUUUAUUUUUCAAUAUUCAUUUGUCUAUGUAAAUCAAAUGACGCUUGGCAACGAAUUUGUGUUUUUGAAUAGAAGAAAAAACUGGCGUGUUUUUUCAAACUUGAGAGAGAUAAAAAUUGUCUGCAUCGAAUGUGGAUCAUAAUUGCUUAAUUUAACCCAUAUGGCCAUUUAAUUUGUAGUUGCGAUGAUUAUGAAGGUGGACAAAAAUGAAGCUAAAUGUCACAAAAGUGCCGGUACUCUAUUGUCGAACAGAAAUCAAUGUGCGUAAACUUGUAUCCAGUUUCGUUUUUAAUGGCAUUAUUGACACUCUCAUACACAUUAGAAACAAAGGAAGAAAAAAGCACACACACACAUUGCACAUUGCACUGGAUAUCCAAAGGGACGACACGUUUUGACGAAGUCUACGGCGAACUCAUGAACUAUCGAAAAGUCAAUACAAAAUGAUACGAGAGUUCGUGGCGCUGCGAGCGCUCAAAUGAUGUUUGCACUGAAGUGUCGUCAGCUUGUGGAUAUCUAGAGCUAAGUGCCAUGCAAAACACACAUGGAUAUAUGUCAAGGUGGAUUAGGAUGGGCUUUUCAAGUGACAUUAUUUAAUAGACAAAGGGAUAUUGCAACUUUUUUGACCAGAAAAAACGCCAUCUUACGUCGUGCCCCUAAAUUAUUUUACUGUACAUUUUAGAUGGUAGAGCUUGAACCAAAGUUCGACACUAUGCAUAAACUUGGAAAGAGCUUGAUAAACUUGAUGAAAUACAUACAUAUAUCUUAUGGUCGUUGCAAUACCCCUAUGUUAAUAGAUGUGUUGCGCCUCGAUUUAGCCCGUACCAAUUUAUGGCACAGUACAAUGUCACAUUUUGUGUGUGCGUAUAUGUGUGUGUUCGCCGCAUCAAUCUUCCUCUCUCUCUAUCUCUUUCUCUCUCUCUCUCAAUUUGCACAUAAAAUUUUAUCACACUUUAUCUUUUAGCACGACUUACUAAUGGCAUUUGAAAUGCAUCAGUGCAAAACGGUCCAUUCAUUUCAGUUCCAUUGAGCUAAAAUUUUUUUUUCGUUCAUUGCCCAUACCUAAAUAAAAAUAAGUUGAUUAUCUAUUCAAAUGGGACACAAUAUACAUAUCUAUGCAAGUUUCACACAACAUACAGACAACACACACACACACACAUCUAUUUUAUAGGGCAAAAUUAAUUCAAAACACUUGUAUAUACGGAAUCCGAUCAAUUAGCAAAGUGACAGGCGUAAAUGAAACAAUGUAACAAGUGGCAAGAGUUUGGAAAUCGUAAAUGCUAUAAGUGUAAAUAAUAUAUCAAUGAAAGAACAAGAAGAAGAAACCACAAAAUAAGAAAAAAAUACUCGUCCAUUCAACAUUUUAUUGGAACAACAAAAUUGUUAGCGAUAGGAACUACAAAACCGAGUGUGCAUCUUUUUAAUCGGCUAAAUUAUUUUAACAUUUUUCAUACUACAUGUUGCAAACGUAAAUAAAAGGCAAAGAAAAAAAAUUAAACUCUCAAACUAAGCACAUUUCUGUUUUCGACACACUUUUCGACAUUGCCACGUUGCAAAACCAACCAAGCUUUUACUUUAAUUUAAGCUGAAUGAGACGGCACAUGUUUCGGUUGGAAUUCAGUGUUGGUGCAGCAACAUGAAAUGUUGUAGCAUUUAAUUGAAUAAAAAAUUGUUCAACAAUAUUUAAAUAAUUUAAUAAACCCACUUAAAUAGAUUACCAUCAUCAACAUAUUUAUUGAAUUUUCCAUGCGUUUAUCAUGAAGCAACAAUUAGUUACCGAAAAUGAAUGCAAAUGGCUUUCAUCAGUUUCAAAAUAUCAUUUCAACUGCAUAGAAAUGGUGUUGAUUUAAAAUACACUGCAGUCGUUUGCAGUGUCACCCCGGCUUUUAGUGCUCGUGGAAAUUGUCGCAAUAAAAUUAUUAAUAAACGAACUCGAGCCGCUUGUUGGUCAUUCACACAGUCGCUCGAUGCAAGGCCGACUUACUCAAGAGAGAAAGAGCGAGAGUACGGAGGGAUAUACAGAUGCAAGCAACUGAUGAGGAAACACGCAGCAAGAAUAUGUGAUUAUUUGAAACCGCAAUUCAUUUAAACGAAUGAACACGCAUCGCCAAAUGAUACACCUACCCAUAUCUGGUUUUCACAUCCAAUUUUUAGUAGUCCAUAUUUCAAAUGGACUUCAUCAUACAAACCGUGCAGGCAUAGCUUAACGACUUCACACUAACACACACACACACACACACUCUCUCUCUCUCUCUCGCACACCCAUACAACGAAGAAAUACACAAGCUACGGAAUGAAAAACAGUGCGUUAGACCAAAAAUACUCACAAAAGGAUGACACCGGAACCGCACAAAAUACAGUAUGCGGAACUCGUCCUGGAAAAUUCGAUCCUUGUUGCAAAUUCAAUACAUGAAUAUAUAUAUUGCAUACAGGCUUCCGGAAAAAAUACCCAUGUUUUCAAAACGAUGAAUGUAUAAUUUUUUUCUUUCGAUUCUUAUCUUUCUCGCUUCGCCACCGAUAAUGGAAACGGAUCAUGAAAAAUCACGUAUUUUUCGAAAGAUUUUUGGGAUAUUUGAUUACAUAUAGCCAAUGAUAACGGUGAGUUGCACCUUAUUCUCAGCUUUUUUUGCCUCACAUUCAUUUUAUUGAUUUAUUUUUGUGAAAUAAAAUUUCAAAGCAUCCUUCUUGUAACUUGAACAAAAAAUGAGGAUUUUUCUUCGGCUUGAACACAUGCUUUGUAUGAAAUCGGACGGUUUUUCUUCCCUUUUUCUUUUCUCGUUCCUCCGAUGUCGUCGGUAUAUUCACAUAAGUGUGUGUGUGUGUAUGAUGUGCAUUGCUGUUAUCCAUUUGGCAUUUAUGAACAUGCUGAUACGAGAUGCUUUCAUGAUCGGAUACUUUUUACAUCGUCUGAUUGACAAAAUGAUGAAUCAAUAGAUUUGAGUGAUAAAUGUGUCAUAAAAACCAGUGGAAUAAAAACAACCACUUUUGAUUCGCACAAUAAAGACAUCAAUGCUGAGAAAAUUGUUCGGAAUUUUGGGACCGUCGUACAGAUACACCGAAAUUCUAUUUCGUUCAAUCAAACGCUCAAAUGUUUCUCUUUGAUGCUAUUAUUGUCUCGUUUGUGAACUUCUGGGCUCUAAGUUCGGUGGUAACAGAAAGUGCAACACUUUUUCAACAUUGUCAAACCAAUUUUUAUGGAUUUUGAACAUACUAAACGAAAUUCAUAAACAGUUUUAUGAAAUAAAAACAAAUUGACAUUCUAAAUUGACAUCUUACUUCAAUAAAGCACAAGCGGGUGCAAAUUGGUGUCAAACAAAAACCAAAAGAAAAACACUUUGAUCAAAAAUACAUUUGAUUUAGUUCCUUUGAAGAGAAUUAUGUAGAAAUAUAAGAUUCAGUGUCACAAACAUACCAAACCAAACCAAACCGAACAGAAUGAAGAAAAUAAACAACGGCAAACGAAUUCAUUUGCGAUCAGAUUACAGAGUUAGUUUUAGCGAUAAACAGUUUCGAGAUGUUAGUUUGUAAAUUUCACUACUUGUAAAUACCUAACUGUAAAAUGCAUAACAACCAAAAAACGAAUAAAAAUGAUUGUGGUUCAAACCAAUCCAAAAGUGAA
Sitodiplosis mosellana (orange wheat blossom midge) is the source of this 7601-nucleotide messenger RNA. RefSeq names its product CCN family member 2 (gene Ccn). Gene Ontology annotation, cellular component: extracellular matrix. Lineage: Eukaryota; Metazoa; Arthropoda; Insecta; Diptera; Cecidomyiidae. Gene Ontology annotation, molecular function: integrin binding; heparin binding. The transcript is spliced from 9 exons. Bases 2742 to 3722 code for a protein of 326 amino acids. Gene Ontology annotation, biological process: cell adhesion; signal transduction. The record is from RefSeq and is a predicted model, not a curated record.